This is a messenger RNA of Cotesia glomerata, 2436 nucleotides long. RefSeq names its product sodium- and chloride-dependent glycine transporter 1-like. The transcript has 12 exons. Gene Ontology annotation, cellular component: membrane. Gene Ontology annotation, biological process: sodium ion transmembrane transport. The coding region runs from base 582 to 2372 and encodes 596 amino acids. NCBI's taxonomy places the organism in Eukaryota, Metazoa, Arthropoda, Insecta, Hymenoptera, Braconidae. The record is from RefSeq and is a predicted model, not a curated record. Gene Ontology annotation, molecular function: glycine transmembrane transporter activity.
AUUGCCUGAUUGAAGAAAUGGUUAAAGAUAAAAUCAGAGCGAGUUGAGAUUGAAAUAAAGACAUAAAACUAAUAGUAGAUUGUCCCCUCGUAAAGUUUUUCACCAAUUACACUAAUCAUAUCGCAUCAAUUUAUUCAUAUCAGAAUAUCUUUCAGCCAGCAUACCAGUAGUAGGGCCUAUCAACAUAAUGACCGUUGUUAUUACAUCCUAUUUGUCUGUUAAUUCUCUAUACUCUUUAUUUAAUACCAUAUACAUGUAGUAUGCAGCGUAACGUAGUACGUAGUUGUAACUGGGGACGUGUUUGAGGAACUUACUGUUUGAGAUUUAUAUUACAAAGAGCAUUGUCAGUCGUGUCAGUUGUCAAGAUUCGUUUAGUUAUUUCUCUUCCGCAGUAAUGUCUCAAUCUAUAUUGUUCCUCUGAAAAUUUAUCUCAGUAAUAAAAUUACCUUUUUCUUGAAAUUACUUGCAAGGAUUUUGAAAUGACUUCAGUGAAUAACAACUUCUUCGCCUUCGAUUUCAAACAGUAGUGAUAGUUAAAUUUUGUAACAUAAUAUUUUUUAAGUCAUUGAUUUGUAUUGAAAAUGGCAAAAGAUGACGUUCAAGUACGUGAAGACAACAAAAAGACCCCAAACCGCGGCACGUGGGCGAGUAAAACUGAAUUUCUACUCUCGUGUGCUGGAUACGCGAUUGGUUUAGGAAAUGUUUGGAGGUUUCCAUAUCUCUGUUAUCGCAACGGUGGAGGUGCCUUUCUUGUGCCCUACUUACUGAUGCUCUUCACAUGCGGGAUACCCCUGUUCUUCAUGGAGUCGUCCUUAGGACAAUUCGCGGGAACUGGUUGCAUUACUGUUUUUCGUAUCAGCCCGAUUUUCAAAGGAGCAGGGUUUGCUGUUGUUAUUGUUAAUGUUAUAUGCACAAUGUACUACAAUGUUGUUAUAGCCUACCCAAUAAUGUUUUUGAUAAUGUCUUUAAGGAGUAAACUGCCUUGGGAAGAUUGUGAUAAUCCUUGGAACACGCCCAAUUGCAUAAAAAUCAACGAUGCUCAGUUUAGGAAUACAUCAAAAAUUACUGGGAUACUAAAAAAAGUCAAAACUCCAGCUGAAGAGUUUUUUAAUUUACAAAUACUUCAAAUAUCAUCAGGAGUCCACGAAAUGGGUGGAAUAGUUUGGCCACUAUUUACUGCUAACGCCGUGUCCUGGAUAAUAGUAUUCCUCUGUAUCUGUAAUGGUGUAAAAAGCGUCGGAAAGGUUGUCUAUUUUACAGCAACAUUUCCUUUUAUAAUUUUAUUUAUUCUGCUAGUAAGAGGUGUCACACUACCCGGAGCGAUGGAUGGAAUACUGUUUUACAUCAUGCCUAAAUGGUCGGAGCUGACAAACUUAAGAGUAUGGGCAGAUGCUGCAAUACAAAUAUUUUUUUCUCUUGGCCCAGGAUGGGGGGGAAUCGUCAAUAUGGCUAGUUACAACAAGUUCAAGAACGACAAUCGUUACGAUUCCGUUUGGAUCCCGAUUUUGAACUGUGGUACGAGUAUUUUUGCCGGUUUUGUCGUCUUUUCCGUGCUAGGAUUCAUGUCUUACAGUACAGGUCUUCCGAUCCAAGAAGUCGCUACAGGUGGUCCUUCUUUAGCGUUCGAAACUUACCCAGAAGCUUUAACAAUGCUUCCGAUUCCGCAGUUUUGGUCGAUAUUGUUUUUCUCGAUGCUGUAUUUUCUCGGGAUGGACAGUUGUUUUGUACAAAUUGAAGCCAUCAUAUCGAGUAUCACAGAUGCUUAUCCAAAAUGCCAAAAACACAAACUCUUAGUUACCAUGACAUCAUUAUUUAUUUUGUUCCUCGGAUCGAUCAUGUUUGUUACAAAUGGUGGAAUGUAUCUGCUGCAAGUGUUUGACUGGUAUGCAGCUUCAAUUUCCGUAAUAUCUAUUUGUCUCGCUGAAGUAAUAAUCGUCGGAUGGAUCUACGGCUGCGACAACUUCGUCCGAGAUCUCGAAUUUAUGCUCGGUAAAAAAAUACAUCCUUGGUGGCCUUUCGCGUGGAAAUAUGUCACGCCAAUAAUUUUAUCUUUCAUUUUCGCAACGACGAUAAUAUUCAACACCCGAAUCACGUACCGUGGCGUCCCGUAUCCAGAAUGGGCAGUUUAUAUCGGGUGGUGCUCUUGUAUGGCCAGCAUGCUCUGCAUCCCCGGAUAUGCAAUUUAUCAUUUCAUCACCGCCAAGGGAACCUUCAAAGAAAGAUUCGAGGCCGGCAUAAGUCCGACUCCCGAGUGGGGACCUCGAGAAAAGCUCGACUUCGACGAAUGGAAAAAAUUCAUCUCCAGGAGCCAAGAUAAUCCCUCUCAGCUAGCGGACAUCAAUGUUAAUGUCUACAAAGUCACGAAUCUCUAAUUCAAUUAUUCACCAGCCAAAAUUUAAUAAUUUUUCGAUCUAUUAAUUAAUUUAAGCUGCUUCU